AUGAGCUCACUGACUGGUAACCAACAACCCAGAAGACCGACAAAGCCACCUUUGCAGCAUUUAGGGCAACAGCGACAACCCCAGCUGUCAACUCAGUUCACUGAACCGGAGCGACGCGAAAUUCAAACAAAGCUCAAUAAAGCUUUGGGUCCAGAAUACGUUAGUUAUCGUCCUGGAGGAGGUGGAAGCUCAGUCCAGUACAUAGAGGGUUGGAAGGCACUCAACUUGGCCAACGAAGUGUUUGGCUUCAACGGUUGGAAUUCGGAAAUAAUGUCGUGUGAGAUUGACUACUUAGACACGCAUGGCAACACGGGUCGGUGCUCCUUAGGUCUCUCUAUUGUGGUCAGGGUAACUCUUAAAGAUGGCACGUAUCAUGAAGAUAUUGGAUACGGAUACAUUGACAAUGCCAAAAGCAAGUCGCAAGCGUUCGAAAAGUGCAAAAAAGAGGCGUACACCGAUGGGAUAAAGCGAUGUCUAAGAUGCUUUGGUAAUGUUUUGGGUAACUGCUUAUACGAUAAGACAAUCGUGAAACAGAUGAGCAAGUUGGAAAAGAAAAGUAUCGAAUACGAGCCCGAUGACUUUCAUCGUGACCCUAUAUAUGCGGAAAGAGAACGAAAGAAGCAAGUGAUGGAAAAGAGAGCUCAAGAGGAAAAAGAGCGGGAGACAAGACGCGAACAGGAAAGGUUGAAUGCCCCUGAUGAAGCAUUUAUUACACCGAGACUGCCUUCGAAGGUAGUGCAACACGUGAACAAGAGAAAAGAUGCUGACGAAAUUGACGAAUCGUUCAAUUUCAGUGAUGAUGGUGCAGAGGACCACGAACUCGAUCAUGUGGAAACCAAAUCAACUCAGAUCGAGACGUCAGAGACCAAAGACCAAGAAGAAGAUGGAGAAGUGGAAGGAGAAGGAGAAGGAGAAGAUCUGAGUCAUUUCCCUGCAUUUGUGGCAGCAAAGAAUGCAGCACUUUUACAAUUGAAACAGGAUCGUAAUGGUGAGGAAAUACCUCAGUUUAACACUACAUUUGUGUCGCCCAAUAUUGAACGCACUGUUGACCCAACCAAAUCAGUGCCUGUGAAACGAACUGAUUUAAAGGGCAAGACGCCUCCACUCGGCGUGAAUCAUUUACAAAAUAGAGUAAAGAAACCGGUCACCAACAAUCAUUUGAGUAACAACUUUGGUAAAAGAAUUGGCGUCCCACCAAUGAGACCAGUCAGACGACUACAUGGAGAAGAGAUAUCUACAAUAGAAAAAUAG
Lodderomyces parapsilosis is the source of this 1251-nucleotide messenger RNA. RefSeq names its product recombinase (gene RAD52). Lineage: Eukaryota; Fungi; Ascomycota; Pichiomycetes; Serinales; Debaryomycetaceae. The transcript has a single exon. Gene Ontology annotation, cellular component: nucleus. The record is from RefSeq and is a predicted model, not a curated record. Gene Ontology annotation, biological process: mitotic recombination; double-strand break repair via single-strand annealing; double-strand break repair via homologous recombination. The coding region runs from base 1 to 1251 and encodes 416 amino acids.